Molecule: messenger RNA, 906 nt
Organism: Schistocerca americana (American grasshopper)
Lineage: Eukaryota; Metazoa; Arthropoda; Insecta; Orthoptera; Acrididae
Product: chymotrypsin-like
Exons: 5
Coding region: 1-906 (301 amino acids)
Biological process (GO): proteolysis
Molecular function (GO): serine-type endopeptidase activity
Source: RefSeq, a predicted model, not a curated record
AUGGAGGAGGUGGUACAGCAGCCGGAAGAAGAGGACGUCGAAGAGGCAGCACAAGUCGCUACUGUCAGUGCUAUGGCUCGAGAGGAGGCUGCCAAACAUGGAGAACAUGACCACCUGCCGCUGCCGGACAACCCGCGAGCGCCUAAGCUGGUGAUGGACAUGCUAGCGGAGUCGCUGCAGACAUAUCUGUACCUCUAUCAUCCAUACCCUUUUACCCCUCCCGAUGUUCCCAAACCCCCUCUUCCCUACCAACCAUAUGACUUUGGUUGGGCAGCUGCAAACCUGCACAACGUCGUCUCUAAAAAAGACCUAGCUCUGAUUAAUUCCCAUCCGAUCUUCACGCUCUGGGAUUGGUUCUCGAAGUGGUGGGUGUACCUCGGUGUGGAGGACUUGAGCACCUCUGACGACUACGCAGCUAUCUUCGACUGCUACACGAUACAGGUUCACCCUGGAUACGACAGCACCACCAAGGUCCACGAUAUAGGCCUCAUAUACUCGGCCAGCUUGAUCCCUUUCAACCAAUACAUCAAGCCAGCCGUUCUGCCCCGCUACUCGGACGUGGAUAGUAGUCUCGAAGGAUCAGAAAACACCGUUUGUGGAUGGGGAUCGCAAACAACAGGUGGUGCAGGCUCGCAGACGCUGUGGUAUGCAUACUUCGAUUCCGUGACGCUUUGCAGCCCUGCAUGGUCGUACUGUGGUGUCGGCCGCUACGGAGAGGCACUCUGUUCAGGUGACUUCGGAACCUCGAUGCAGCGCAAGGAGGCGGACGGGAACUUCACGGUGGUGGGCGUGGCCAGCUUCAUACAGGGCACCACCACCUGCGAGGGCGCCACCUCCGGCUUCACCAUGGUGGCCGCCUACCUCGACUGGUUGGCUCGACAUACGCGGCUUCCAGUCUACCCUUGA